GUUGGUGGUUGCUGUAAGCUGUUUGUUGAACCUUGCAAGUUGCAUCUUUCUUCAAAUUUAAUGUACAGUAACAUACAAUUUCGCCGAUUAAUUUAAUAAUAUCUGUGUUGUCUCAUGUCUGUAUAACUAACGUGAGAUCUCGUAAAAGCCUCAAGUUUGUACGUUGUCAAAAAAGUUACUCGCGCCCGUGUAGUUUAUGCGCUUCGCUUUGUUUCGUAGUAGAAGCAACUUUUUAGUUUAUAUUUUUUGUAAGAACCUUUGAAAUACAAACUUCGCACCACGAUGGAUAACCUGAAGCAAUUUAAUAGCAUGGGUGCAGAGGACAACUGGAGGUCCCAGAGCUUUAGACAGAGUGUUGUGUCUAAAAUUGAAGAAGUAAUACAGAGAUCAGGAAUGCAAGUUGCCCGAAACAGCAGUGAAAUGGAGAAUCAUGUGUUUAUGAAAGCAAAAUCACGAGAGGAUUACAUGAACAUGGUGGCUAAACUUAUCCUGCAUGUCAGAGAGAUGUCUAAGCCGACACAAAAUCAAGGUGCACCAAACAUGCAGGGGCAAAAUCCAAACCAGCCCGGCCCCAACAGUCAAGUCCAGAACCAGCCGGGUCAGGCACCUCAGGGGCCCAACAAUCAGCAGGGAAUGCCGACGGACCCCAUAAACGCCUUGCAGAACAUGGCGUCCCAGGGAACCAGAAAUCAGAUGAUGAACAUGGGUCAGGGUCAGAUGCAGCAGGGUGUCAUGGGCCCCAACGCCGGGAUGGGAGGAAUGCAGGGGCAGAUGGGGCAGCAGGGCCCCAUCGUGUCCCAGGGCCCCCAGGCUCAGCCGGCGACGAACCUUCUCCAGACUCUCAAUCAGAGACCACAGCUGAACAUGCAACACAAGCUGGGCAUGGUCCCCAACCAGGGUCAGAUGGGCUCCAACAUGGUGGGGGUGGGAGGGAUGGGCAUGAACAUGGGCAGCCAGCUCCAGAGCCAGCUGGCGGGGCCGGGUAUGCAGGGCGCCAUGAUGUCCAACAUAUCCAUGCCACCCUCCAUGCAGGUGCCCAUGUCGGGGGCCAACACGAUGGGCCAGAUGCAGUGCAACCAGGUGGUGGGAGGGAUGGGCGGACAGAUGGCGCCCAACUCCAUGCAGGGACAGAUGCCUAACCAAAUGGGCAACAUGGGCAAUAACCAGCUGGUGAACAUCAACAUGCUGCAGAUGCACCGCGGGCAGGGCAAGGAGGUGGUGAUGGGGGCGCAGUACGCGGCCGGCCGGGCUCCGCCCCACAACCAGUUCCUGCGCCAGAGCCCCUCCCCCUCCGCCUCCAGCCCGGGCAUGCCGGGGCCCAGCCCUGUUGGCAUGGGAGGCGGCGUGCUGAGCGGCGCGCUGUCGUCGCCGAUGCCGGGUCUGAGCGGCAUGGGCUGCGGCGCCGGCAGCCCCUCCGCCCCGCACCACCUCGGACAUCAUCCACCGCAGCAGAGGGUGAACAUGGGUAUGGUAGCGUCGCCGUCGUCGUCGCUCAACACGCCGGUGGGCGGAGGUGGGGGCGUGGCCUCGCCGGGCGGGGAGGAGGCCGCCUACCGCGAGAAGGUCCGCCAGCUGUCCAAGUACAUCGAGCCGCUGCGCCGCAUGGUCAUGCGGAUGGUCAGCGAGGGAGAGAACGUGGAGAAGCUGACGAAGAUGAAGAACCUGCUGGACAUCCUGUCGAACCCCAACAAGCGCAUGCCGCUGGAGACGCUCAUCAAGUGCGAGGUGGUGCUGGAGAAGCUCGACUUCAAACGCAGCGAGGGCGUCGGCCUCGGCCUGCCGCCCGCGGGGAAGGAGCAGAUCUUCAACCCGCUGCUGGAGGUGGUGAAUAACUGCCUGCAGUCGCCGCUCGCUAACCACACGCUCAAGCGCACCUUCGGCCCCACACUCGACGCGCUCAACGGACCCGAGAUCAAGAACCUGCCGCCGCCGCCGCCUAAGAAGCAGAAAGUGGAAGAGAACACGAUGGACAUCCCCGACGUGCUGCAGGGCGAGAUCGCCAGAUUGGACUCCAGAUUCAAGGUGUCGCUGGAAACGAUGCAGCUAUCGGGCGGCUCGGGCGCGAUAUCGCUGACGGCGCAGCUGGACGACGCGCGGCUGCCGUGCGUGCCGGCCGUGCGCGUGUCCGUGCCGCGCGACUACCCCGCCGCCGCGCCCGCCAGACUCCGCCCCAAGACCGCGCCCGCUCACCCCGCCUCCUUCCUCGCGAGGGUGGAGCGCGCUAUGGAUGCGCGAUGCGCCAGGUUGCCGAAGAGCUGCAGUGUCGGUCAGCUGCUGGACGCGUGGGAGAUGUCGGUGCGGCAGGCGUGCGCGCCCGUCGCCACUGCGUACACACCCGUGCCCGCACUCGGCCUGUAAGGGCCACGCCCAUACCCGCACUCAGCGUGUAAGGGCCACGCCCAACAACGUUAGAUCUGAGGCCCGCUCCAUGCCAUGCGAUAACAUAGACCGGAUUCAUACUUAAGUAACAGUGGCAGUGCUAAGGCCCGUGCGGUACCAUGCUCAGAUCAGGUUCAUCAUCAUAGUUGCCAACUUAGGUAAAGUAUUCAAAUAUACGGUCGUCGAGAUCAAACGGCCACACUAAAACACCCGCGCCAUACAAUGCGGUGGCAUGCUAAGGCCGAGUUCAUACAUACCGAUUGAAAGCUAAAAUUAAAGUUCAAAUGACCACAGAAAUCUAACGGUCAAUGUGACUCACAAGAAAUGGGUUAAUUUUAAUUAAGGUUGUAGUUAAGAAAAUUUUUAAAUGAGUGGUUGAUGAAUUGCGUGAAAAGAAAUUAUUGCAUUUUUAAAACAAGGAAUGUUGUCAACGUAGAAUUAAUAUUUUAUAAUCAAUAAAUUAUAUUUAUACUGAUAACAGUAGCCCUACAGUCUAGUCCUAGUAGCACGGCCACCAGUAGAAAUGCGAAAGUAUAGACAAACUGUGGACAUA
This is a messenger RNA of Aricia agestis (brown argus), 2932 nucleotides long. RefSeq names its product mediator of RNA polymerase II transcription subunit 15 (gene MED15). Gene Ontology annotation, biological process: regulation of DNA-templated transcription. The transcript has 11 exons. The record is from RefSeq and is a predicted model, not a curated record. The coding region runs from base 283 to 2358 and encodes 691 amino acids. NCBI's taxonomy places the organism in Eukaryota, Metazoa, Arthropoda, Insecta, Lepidoptera, Lycaenidae. Gene Ontology annotation, molecular function: transcription coregulator activity.